AAAAGCAAAAGUAAGUCUAACUUCGAGGACACGCCCUGAAGAAUCGCUAUGGGAUAUCAAUCAGCAUGAUAGAAAGUCGUUGAAGUAAAGUAGCCCUUCGUUUGAUCACUCGCAGGCCAAAGUGUUCUACCAGUUCGACGGUAUGGCUGUGAUGUAAAAGAAAGCUAAGCUCCCAGUAAACAGAAGAACUCUUGUCUCCUUUGCGAACAAACCGGCUUCGGCUAAUUGCACCGCAAAGACUCUUUCCAAUUGAUCAAACGCAAGAUCCAUUUUUGAAAGAGCGCGGUGCGUGCCCUCAGCUCGUCCACGAGAUCUUGGGAGGGCGGGAUCUGCGCUGCGGCUGCUGGACUCGCACGGGAGGACGGCUGGCUGGGGGAGCGUGGUCUUGUCAGCUCAACGCUAUUUUCGGACUGCUUCAAGUGAUCCCUUUGCGUUCAGGUUCAUGUGCGAACGAUGGCUCUGGAUAUGAAAAUCAAGGGCCUGUUGUUGAAAACGCUGGAAGACCUGGGGCAGGACGACUUCAAGAAGUUCAAGUUUUAUACGGACCUGCCCGAGAGCGUCAAAGAAAACGCAGACCGGAUUGACAUCGCCGCACAGCUGAUGAACAGGCACGGCAAGAACGCGGGGGAGAAGACCAUCGAGAUUCUGGAGAAGAUCAACAACUACAACCUGGCCAAGAAGCUGCGCAACGACCUGCCGCAAAUCACAGGUAGCAUCUCCUCAGUGGAUAACGAGCAGAUCGGCAAAUUCAAGCGGGAGCUGCAAGAGAACCUGCGGAAGAUCUACCUCCACGUUCCCGAGGGCAACACGAUGUACAGCCAGCAGGAGCCUUUGGAGAACGUCUACACCAAGCUCAACAUUACCCGCAGCGUCGUCGGUCUCCCCGACAAGCAGCACGAGGUCCUUCAGAUGGAGAUGUGCGGCGUGGCCGAGGAGGAGUCCAUCCAGCCGUGCGACAUCUUCCAAAGCCAGAUGCCCCUUCGCACGAUGCUCACCGUGGGCUUCGCGGGCAUCGGGAAGACUUUCCUGGUGCGCAAGUUUGUCCUGGACUGGGCCAGCGGGGAAACCAACACAGACGUGGACUUCAUCUUUCCCUUUGCCUUCCGCGAGUUGAACUUGGAGGAGGAGAAAAGCUUUUCGCUGGCGGAGCUCAUCCGACUCUUUGUCUGGGAGAGCAAGGCCAUCAAGUUGCUGGACCACAUCUUGGUCAGUCUGCAAGAGUCGGACAACUACCAGUCCAGCGAGAUCAAGCUUUUGUUUGUGCUGGACGGCCUGGACGAGUCUCGCCUCAAACUGGACCUGAGCGACGAGCGCAAGAAGCGCCUGGAUGUGACCCGAGCCUACCCCGUGGAGGUGCUCCUGGCGCAUCUCAUCAAGGGGAACCUGCUUCCCUGCGCCCGGGUUUGGAUCACCACGCGGCCCCAGGCGGCCCACGACAUCCCGCCGCGCCUGGUGGACGGCAGAACCGAGGUGAAAGGCUUCAGCGACUCCCAGAGGCUGGACUACUUCAGGAAGAGGUUCCCCGGCGAGGAGGACCUCAUCAAGCACAUCCAGAAGUCCCGCACCAUUUUGAUCAUGUGCCACUUGCCCAUCUUCUGCUGGAUCACCGCCACCAUUCUCCAAGACUGUCGGGAUGCCAGAAAGGAGCUGCCCGAAACCCUGACCGAGAUGUACACAGAGUUCCUGCUCUAUCACCUGGACAAGUCCAAGGAGCGAGACAGCCAGAAGAGCACGGACUACGUCAAAGCGCUGGCCAAGCUGGCUUUUCACCACCUAAUGAAAAAGCAACAGAUCUUCUACGAGAGGGACUUGCGGGAAAGCGGCUUGGAUGACCCGCAGGAAGCAAAACACUCGGGAGUCUUCACCGUGGUCUUCAAGGAGGUACCCCCGCUCAAGAAAUACCAACGCAAGAUGUUUCAGUUCAUCCACCUGACUGUCCAGGAAUAUAUGGCCGCUCUUUACGUAAUGAUGAGCCUGUUCCAGGACAACAAGAACGUGCUGGACGAUUACAUGUGGACGCUGAAAGGCCUCCUGUUGUUUUGGAAGCAGAAGCAGCUCACUUCGGUACACGAGGCGGCCAUCCGCUUGGCCUCCGAGAGUGAGGGAAACCUGGACUUGUUCCUCCGCUUCCUGCUGGGCCUCUCCUUGCAGUGCAACCAGGAUCUCCUGGGUGAGUUGCUGAAGGUUCCUGAGAACUACAGACACAGCAAGGCAGAAACGGUCCGCUUGAUCAAGCGACAGAUGAAGUGGAAUUCUCCCGAGGAGAACAUCAACUUGUUCUACUGCCUGAAGGAGCUGAAGGACGAGUCCCUGCUGGAGCAGAUCCAACAAUACCUAAAUGAAUUCCGGCGGGACCCUGAGAACGUACCUCCGGCCAUGUGGUCGUCCCUGGUCAUCUAUUUGCGGGCUUCCGACGAAGUCAUGAGCUGCUUCCAUCUCCGGAAAUACGCUCCGUCCGAGAAGGGGCUCCUGAUGCUGCUGCCGGUGGUCAAGGCUUCUCAAAAAUCAGUGCUCUGGAACUGCAAGCUGAGCAAGAAAAGCUGCAAGGCGCUGGCCUCCGUUCUAAGCUCGUCCCGCACCCUGAGCCAUCUGGAUCUCAGCAGGAACGACUUGUGUGACGACGGGCUGGAGGCGCUCGCCGCCGGACUGGCAAAGCCGCAGUGCACCUUGCAAGUUCUCAGUCUCAGGUUUUGCCUGCUGAGCAAGAGAAGCUGCGAGUUGCUGGCCUCCGUUCUAAGCUCGCCCGGCAGCCUGAGGGAGCUAGAUCUCGGCUCCAACUACUUCUGCGACGACGGGCUGGAGGCGCUCGUCGCCGGACUGGCAAAGCCGCAGUGCACCUUGGAAGUUCUCAGGCUCGGGAACUGCAACCUGAGCAAGAAAAGUUCUGAGGCGCUGGCCUCCGUUCUAAGCUCGCCCUGCAGCCUGAGGGAGCUGGAUCUCAGCCUCAACGACUUGUACGAUGACGGGCUGGAGGCGCUCACCGCCGGACUGGCAAAGCCGCAGUGCACCUUGCAAGUUCUCUGGCUCCAGAGAUGCAUGCUGAGCGUGGAAAGCUGCGAGGCGCUGGCCAAGGCUCUCCGGUCCAACCCUUCUCACCUCCAACAGCUGUACCUGUGGGGCAAUCUCAUCGGAGAGCAAGGAAAGCGGGCCUUGAAGGAGAUCCAAAAGGAUUCUCGCUGCAGUGUGAAGAUCGAGUGGAGGGUUGAUGUGACGCCGUUGACGACAGCCUUGGAUCCUUGAGGAGAGUUCUGAGCACGAGUGGAUGGAUGGAUGUGGAUGCAUGCAGAAGCUCGCGAAGGAUGCCUUUCCCCUGGAGCGUUUGGCUGAGGACGCCCGCUGUCCAAACGGAAACAGCAAAGCCUGUCCUUCACGUUAGUUGCUUGAUUCUCCGAGCGAUGAUAAGGCAUAAAUAUUUCCACAUUUCACAAAUAAGACGUGAAGUCCAACACAGACGUGUGCUCCUGACACUCUCCUGCCAUCCACACUCGUGGUGGGCGGGCCUUGACCCUUGACCCUCCACUUCCUCGCAUCAUUUGACCUGCUGGCCGACCAAUGGUGAAUGUUGAUGCCAAUAAUAAUUGCAAUCAUCAUGCCUUCAAUUGACUUGUUUUUGAAUGCAUUUUGAUGACUAAAGCGCCACGAGUUGUAGAAUGAA
Syngnathus typhle (broad-nosed pipefish) is the source of this 3655-nucleotide messenger RNA. Its product is annotated as NACHT, LRR and PYD domains-containing protein 3-like. NCBI's taxonomy places the organism in Eukaryota, Metazoa, Chordata, Actinopteri, Syngnathiformes, Syngnathidae. The transcript has 8 exons. The record is from RefSeq and is a predicted model, not a curated record. Gene Ontology annotation, molecular function: protein binding. The coding region runs from base 454 to 3240 and encodes 928 amino acids.